Molecule: messenger RNA, 1314 nt
Organism: Salvia splendens (bonfire salvia)
Lineage: Eukaryota; Viridiplantae; Streptophyta; Magnoliopsida; Lamiales; Lamiaceae
Exons: 2
Coding region: 1-1314 (437 amino acids)
Molecular function (GO): protein binding
Source: RefSeq, a predicted model, not a curated record
AUGACCAAACCGGACGGCCUCGCGCCUGACACAAACGACGACGUUUCCCCCGCCGCCUGGGGAACUUGGGAGGAGCUCCUCCUCGCCUUCGCUGUCAACCACCACGGCACCGCCUCCUGGGAUUCCAUAUCUUCCGAGCUUCAGAAGAGGACAUCGAACCCUAACCUCUGCCUCUCCGCGCACGGCUGCAGGUCAAAGUAUCUCGACCUAAAGCGGCGGUUUGUCGUCACGAAUGGCGAUUUCGAGGCUGGCAAAUCCAACGCCGACGAAUCCGGGCCGUUGCUGGACGAGCUCAGGAAAUUGCGCGUCGCCGAGCUCCGCCGAGAAGAUGAGAAGCUGAUUCUCCAGCACAUGGAUCUUGAAACAAUUGAAACCAGAUUGAUGGAAGGCUGGUACACUGCUUCCGCCACCAAGUUCUACCGCGAUCUCUUGCUGCUCGUUAACCACGCCCUCGUGUUCUUCAGCAAGAACUCGUCGGAGUCUAGCGCGGCCUUAGAGAUCCGACGUCUCAUCUCCAAUGAGAUCUCUCACAAACACGCCAAGUCCGAUUCUUCAUCUGUGAAGCUGGUUUCUUUGCAGUCUCGCUCAAUGCCCAAGAAAGAAGAUGCCAAGGCCUCGCCUCCUCCCUCAUUGACAAUAUCCGGCUCCUUGAUCGUCUGCCGGAAACGCAGCUCGAUUACCAAGGCAACCCCGUCGUCUUCAGGGACGGACAAGAAGACACAGCUGGCUGAGGAGGACACCGAACAGCAAUGGUCUAGUGAUGCCGAGGAGCCUAAAAUCACCAAGAAACGAACAAGGGAUCGAAUUCCUGCAGCGUCGUCAGCCAACUCUAAGAAGAAUGUCAAGAAUCAAGCCAGCAAAACCUCCCCGGCUGAGUCAGUGAAGCAGCAGGAGGGGAGAGGAGGAGGUUCAUCGUCCUCGCAAGUGGAGGUAAAGGGCGACAGCAAGAAGAGCCACUCGAUGUCGGACUCGAAGAAACGUGAUGCAGCCAACUUCUUGAGUAGGAUGAAGCAAGGCUCGUCGCCAAACAAAGGCGUGUUGGUUGAUGCAUUGAAGAACACGCCGUUGACGAGUGAGAGUGCGACUGGGAAGAAAAAUGAGAGUGCAAAGAGAGGUGAAAAGAAGGAGCCGGCGGCCACUAGGAGAGUUGUGGAGACGAGGCAGAAGGAGAAGGGCAGCCCGGGAAAGAGGAAUGUGGGACGGCCACCGAAGAGAGGGGCUGCGCCACCACCUUUGGCUGGCGGGAAACGCAGUCGGGACACUGAGCCAGCGGCGGCUUCGAAACAGCCCAAGAAAAGGUCGAGGAAGUUAUAG